ACGCAAACAUGGCAUUAGAAAUGCUUAAAGAUCCCAAUCUUAUAUCGCCCGGCAGUGUUUUCUAUUUUUUAUUAUUACCAACUAUUUUAUUGUGGUUUCUGUACUGGCGCUUAUCUCGGCGACAUUUAUACGAAUUGGCCGAUAGACUACCAGGACCCAAAGGAUUACCAAUAGUGGGUCAUUUGUUCGAUGUGUUGGGACCAGCUUCGUCUGUUUUUAAAACUGUUAUACGUAAAAGCGCUGAGUUUCCACACGUGGCCAAAAUGUGGAUUGGACCGAAAUUGGUGAUAUUUAUAUAUGACCCUCGAGAUGUUGAAAUAUUACUAAGCAGUCAAGUAUAUAUAGACAAAGCAUCCGAGUAUAAAUUUUUCAAACCAUGGCUAGGAGAUGGUCUACUAAUUAGUACGGGUCACAAAUGGCGUUCACAUCGUAAAUUGAUUGCACCCACAUUCCAUUUAAACGUUUUGAAGAGUUUCAUUGAUCUUUUCAAUGAAAAUUCACGCAAUGUUGUGCGUAAACUGCAGUCAGAGGAUGGCAAAAGUUUCGAUUGUCACGAUUAUAUGAGUGAGGCAACGGUUGAAAUUUUAUUGGAAACUGCUAUGGGUGUUUCCAGAAAAACCCAAGACAAGUCAGGCUAUGAAUAUGCAUUGGCUGUAAUGAAAAUGUGUGACAUUCUACACAUGAGACAUCGUAGUCUUUUCUUGAGAAAUGAAUUCCUGUUCACACUUACCAAAUACUAUCACGAUCAAGGCAAACUUUUAAAUAUUAUACAUGGUCUAACAAAAAAAGUCAUCAAGAAUAAGAAAGAAGCUUUUACUAAGGGCACAAGAGGCUCUCUCGCCCAAUACGAAUGGACUAAAGAUGGUGAAUUGAUAACGGAAAGUCUCAAAUCGAAUGGUGUUAAUGGUAAAAAUGAAAAGGUUACAUCUGUUGAGGGUUUAUCGUUUGGCCAAGCAGAGGGUUUAAAAGAUGACUUGGAUGUUGAUGACAAUGAUGUGGGAGAGAAAAAGAGGUUGGCAUUUUUGGAUUUGUUGUUGGAAAGCGCUCAAAAUGGUGCCGCUAUAACGGAUACUGAAAUUAAAGAACAAGUUGACACCAUAAUGUUUGAAGGUCAUGAUACAACAGCGGCUGGCUCCUCAUUCUUCUUAUCGCUCAUGGGAAUACAUCAGCAUAUACAGGAUAGAGUUAUAGCUGAAUUGGAUGAAAUAUUCCAGGGUUCCGAUAGAUCGUGUACCUUUCAAGAUACUUUAGAAAUGAAAUACCUAGAGAGAUGUUUAAUGGAGACAUUAAGAAUGUAUCCACCAGUACCGCUUAUAGCCCGAGAAUUGCAAGAGGAUUUGAAAUUGGUAUCGAAUAAUUAUGUUAUACCCAAAGGAGCUACCAUUACAGUGGCCACCAUAAAAUUACAUCGCAAUCCUUUGGUAUAUGAAAAUCCCAAUGUUUUUAAUCCUGAUAACUUUUUACCCGAACGUCAGGCUAAUCGUCAUUACUAUGCCUUUGUACCAUUUUCAGCAGGACCCAGAAGUUGUGUGGGUCGCAAAUAUGCCAUGUUAAAAUUGAAAAUACUUUUAUCAACAAUUCUACGCAACUAUCGUGUCUAUUCGGAUAUGACUGAAGAGGAUUUCAAACUACAGGCCGAUAUUAUUUUAAAACGUGAAGAAGGUUUCCGUAUUCGUUUGCAACCUCGACGACCAGCAGCUCCUAAUUCAUUUACAGCAACUAACACCACCAAUUUGUCUAAUCCAACUUAUACUAGUUCCACUGUUUAAUAAUUUUAAUAUAAAUAUGUAUUGUUUUUCGUCUCUAUUUCACAAACAAUUUAAUGAUUUUAUUACAAUAUAUUUUAUGUAUUCUUCUACUUAAUUUUGUAAUAUUUUAUUGAAUGUACGAUCGAUAUUUCAAUACUAUUUUCAUAGUUGUAUGUGUAUGCAUUUAUUUAAGAAUUGAUUUUUUUGGGUAAAAAUUAUAGAAAUUUCAUUGUUGUAUUUUAAGUUUCAUAAAUAUUGUAUGUAUCUAUAUUAGUUUGUAAAAAAAUUAAUAAAAAACUCAUAACAGGAAAUGGAAUUUAA
This is a messenger RNA of Calliphora vicina (urban bluebottle blowfly), 2069 nucleotides long. It is a transcript of the gene Cyp4g15, whose product is annotated as cytochrome P450 4g15. The transcript is spliced from 5 exons. The record is from RefSeq and is a predicted model, not a curated record. The coding region runs from base 9 to 1769 and encodes 586 amino acids. Lineage: Eukaryota; Metazoa; Arthropoda; Insecta; Diptera; Calliphoridae. Gene Ontology annotation, molecular function: oxidoreductase activity, acting on paired donors, with incorporation or reduction of molecular oxygen; iron ion binding; heme binding.